Molecule: messenger RNA, 1128 nt
Organism: Acanthisitta chloris (rifleman)
Lineage: Eukaryota; Metazoa; Chordata; Aves; Passeriformes; Acanthisittidae
Product: sodium/hydrogen exchanger 2-like
Exons: 6
Biological process (GO): regulation of pH; sodium ion transport
Cellular component (GO): membrane
Molecular function (GO): sodium:proton antiporter activity
Source: RefSeq, a predicted model, not a curated record
UUCUUUGACCAUGUGAAGACUGGAAUUGAAGAUGUGUGUGGACACUGGGGUCACAACUUUUGGAGAGAUAAGUUUAAAAAGUUUGACAAUAAAUACCUGCGAAGGCUUCUGAUCCGUGAGAACCAACCCAAAUCCAGCAUUGUUUCUUUAUACAAGAAGCUAGAAAUCAAACAUGCCAUUGAGAUGGCAGAGAGUGGAAUGAUAAGCAAGGUGCCAUCAUCAGUGUCUCUCAGUGAAUAUCAUGAAGGAAAGAUAAAGCCACUUUCUCCCACUGAAAUGGAAAAUAUGAGGGAAAUAUUAACAAAGAAUCUCUACCAAAUACGACACCGAACAAUGUCCUACAACCGACACAGCCUGGCUGCAGAUGCAAAUGAAAAGCAGGCCAAAGAAAUCCUGAUCCGUCGCCGGCACAGCCUUAGGGAGAGCCUGAGGAAAACAAACAGCCUGUCAAGAGAAAGACAGGCUGUUGCCAAUACAAAACGAUUCCUUUCACUUCCUAAGAACACUAAACUCCCAGAGAAACUACGAGUGAGAAAUAAAACAUCUUCCAGAGUGGGUGACAGCAGUGACUCUGAGCUGGAUGCUGCUACCACAGUGCUCAAUCUAAGACCCAGAGCAGGGAAAAUCUUGAGAGAGCAGAGACUGAGACAGCAGAGGCCACUGCCUGAGUUUAGGGUGGAAUGGAAGAACGAAGUCGACGGGAACCAGGAUGGAAGAGAAGAGCAGCAAGAGCCAAGCACAUUGCCUCAGCCAUCUGUUGGGUUCAGGCAGCCACUGCUGACAAGACCAAGAUUUGGCACUUUGAGCAGGGAAGAUUUGACUGCAGACCAUGGGUCAGCAAGACCUAUGCCACCACCACGGUUAGCUAGGCAAGCAUCACAAGGGGAAAGGCAGAGGAAUAAGCCUGAGAACCAGCUGUACUGAACGUGGCCAAAAGAGAACUGUUGCUACCAAACCAUGGACGUAUCCAAUUAGGAUUCUAAACUAUCUGAUCAGACUAUGGGAUCCAUUAAAAUAACCAAACAAGCCUCAGUGUGGGUCUAACCACUUCCAUUGGUGUAAAGUCAAUGCCAUUAACUAAGUGAAAGAAAUGCUGGAGCAAUUGCAAAGCUGAAGACAUGAAAAAAA